AUGACUAAUGCUAAGAAGACUAGUCAGCCAAUUAUAAGUCAAUACAAGAUCUCUAGAGAUAAAUGCCCUAAGACAGAUAAAGAGACAGAAGAGAUGAACAAAGUACCCUACUCUAAUGUUGUUGGAUCUAUAAUGUACCUAAUGGUAAGCACUAGACCUGAGAUUGCCUAUGCUAUAAGUGUGUUAAGUAAGUAUAUGUCUAACUUGGGAAAAUUGAACUGGCUGGCUAUGAAAUGGAUAUUCAGGUACCUAAUAGGAACUACAGAUAUUGGUUUAGUGUUUAAACAGUCACAAAACCCAACUCUAGUAGAAGGAUUUUGUGACUCUGACUAUGCUGGUGAUAGGGACACUAGAAGAUCCACCUCUGCUUAUUAUUUCCUAGUUUGGGAAAACUGUAUAAGUUGGAAAGUCCAAUUACAACCAGUGGUUGCAUUGUCGACUACAAAGGCAGUAUAUGUCUCUGCAACAGAAGCUAUCAAGGAGGCUGUCUGGAUUAAAGGUGUACUAAAGGAAUUAAAAUUACUGAAGAGUAUCCCUAUAAUCUAUUCUAACAACCAAAGCAGUAUUCAUCUCUGUAAGAAUCAUGUCUUUCACGACAAAACCAAACAUGUUGAGAUAAAAUACCACUUUAUCAGAGACAAAGUGACUCAAGGAGAGGUCACAGUGGAAAAAGUUCCCACUGAGCACAAUCCUGCUGAUAUGGGAACUAAGGUAGUAACCCUAUCUAAGUUCAAGCAUUGUAUGAACUUGCUAGGAAUCAACAAAGGAGACUGA
Messenger RNA from Humulus lupulus (European hop), 774 nucleotides. Its product is annotated as secreted RxLR effector protein 161-like. Bases 1 to 774 code for a protein of 257 amino acids. The record is from RefSeq and is a predicted model, not a curated record. The transcript has a single exon. NCBI's taxonomy places the organism in Eukaryota, Viridiplantae, Streptophyta, Magnoliopsida, Rosales, Cannabaceae.